Blastomyces gilchristii SLH14081 is the source of this 1795-nucleotide messenger RNA. RefSeq lists its product as uncharacterized. The record is from RefSeq and is a predicted model, not a curated record. The coding region runs from base 130 to 1101 and encodes 323 amino acids. Lineage: Eukaryota; Fungi; Ascomycota; Eurotiomycetes; Onygenales; Ajellomycetaceae. The transcript has 3 exons.
GGUUAGUUGACCAUCCCAUCCACUUACUGGUCCAUCGAACAUGUUUUUCUAAUACCUACUUCUAGAAAGGAAGCAUAGUAAUUUUUCUACUCUGCAUAUCGUAGCAAUCACUUUAUACAAGUACACACAAUGUUUGAGUUUCCCGGCGCAAAACGCGUCCGUCGUGAAGAUCUACGGUCCCGUCGCUCCUCCCGUUCGCCAUCCCCUCCAGAUAGCACCGCAGCCACAUACGCCGCAAACGCCCUACGAAACAUAUUCUCGUCGGUAGAAACAUAUACUCCCCCUACCCCAAAAGCAACACACCCCGAGCCAGACUUGGAACAUAUCCAGGAUGAAGAGGAGGAGCAGGAGUUCGAGUUCAGACUAUUUCACGUCCCACCAGCGCGUGCCGGAAAGUGUGUAUCGGAACCCACCCGAGGGGUGAAAUCUAGGGAUGAAAGCGAAGGUGACCAUAACGAUGGACCACAGCAAAUUGAUGUGAAAGAUGCUGGGAUUCAGAAAUUCAGGAUCAAAUUGCGAUCACCUACGCCUACCGCUAAUGAUGGGGUGGGUGGAUUUGUCGUCCCGUUUCGGGGUUGGGAGUAUUAUUUCUCGGACCCUGAGUGGGCUAAGCGGAAAAUGGCGGGGGAUAGAAUAGAGGCCCGGACUGUCGAUUUGGAUACACGGCAGAAGCAAAUAUUUGUUGAUGCUGCAGUUAGUGGGGAAACAAUACUUGAAGGGGCAAAGAAGUGCGCAUGGCCUGGCUGCCAUCUUUCAUGGCGAGUCAUCCAUCUCCAAACAACACCAUCCAAAACUAAAUCGAAAGUUCCGUCAGACUCUUCACAGACAAAAGGUGUCACGCUUUUAAACCCAUUAACCACGAAAGCGCCCAAAUCCCGAAAAAAACCCGGCAAGAAGCGACGUAUCGUACUGCGCCGUCGUCUUGCUGCCACUCGAACUGCGGAAGCGGCUGAAAGAGAAAAGCGAAUGAGGAGAAACCGAGAGAAGAAGAUUAAAAAGAGGUUGAAGGAAAAGGAAAAGAAAGCUACCCUCCGUGAUGGUAGAGGUGAGCAAGAGGGAAGUGCAGGUCGUGAGAUGAUGAAUAAUGAUAGAGACGAUUAACCGGACAGAACUCAACCGAACGCAUGCUGGUGAACCUCUGGCAGGCUGGAUAGGCGCGCACAAAUGAACGCAUAUGACCAAAGAAAAGACGGCGUCUGUGACAUUGGGAAGGGCAAUUCGCCGCGAACGGGAAGCCGGGAGGGAGGUGCUGGAGUUCUGUUUCCCUGAGGUGCAUGGAGCAACAUAUGCCACCGUGUACCCAUAAUACCUUUGAUCUAUGCUCGCGAAAAUAGUUUCGGCCUAACUCGCUUCUCACAGCGUCAAAAAUAAGUACAUGUACAUAAAUAAAAAAUAGUGAUAAGAGUAGAUUAGAUGUAAACGUGAGGAUGAAAGAGAAAGAAGGGAAGCAAGAAAAGAGGAGGGCAAGAUGAAAUAAACCAGAACCAGAGACACCUACUUGAUGUUGGCGGCUGCUUCCAUAUUGUAGAAAUUUAAAUAUGGAAUAUAGGACAGCUUAAGAACAUUUCUCCACGCCACUCAUGUCACGGAAGCUUCCGAUGUCAAAGCGGUAAAUUGCGAGAAGUGGGGCAUGAGGUAAGAGGCGCGAAAAGGGAAAUCUCGUAACAUAGUUUCAAAACGCUGUUUUGGACGCUAAUGUGGAGGACUUUGAUAGAACUACCAGCAAUAUUAAUAUACAAGCUGCGACCUCCUCGUCCCAUGUCACCAAUCGCGGAACUUGCCGCCGCUUGGAACU